Homalodisca vitripennis (glassy-winged sharpshooter) is the source of this 1390-nucleotide messenger RNA. RefSeq lists its product as uncharacterized. The coding region runs from base 344 to 532 and encodes 62 amino acids. The transcript is spliced from 2 exons. The record is from RefSeq and is a predicted model, not a curated record. NCBI's taxonomy places the organism in Eukaryota, Metazoa, Arthropoda, Insecta, Hemiptera, Cicadellidae.
GACAAACAGCUGUAGCUGACACUUCACUUAAAAGUGACAGCACAUCCAGUCAGUAAUCACACACAACAAUCUCAUAAUCCAAAUUGGAAUUGGACACUAGAGAAGAAUAAAGAAGAACAUUUUUAUUUCCACACAAUAAACUAUUGAAAGUUAUUAGUUCCACAUUCCUUCAAGUAUUUAUGGUGGUACUUGUAUUUGUUCCUAUUUGUGGUAUAUUAUAUCCAGACUGACGAAUUAUUUAUAUAGAUUCUGAACAAUAAAUAUUUUUGUUGAUAUUAACAGUUUGAUUGUUAAAAUUAUAAUUAACUGGUUAAGCUGAAGUUUGCUCAAAAGUAUUACAACGAUGGUUGAUUUUUCUGGAGGUCCAGGUGGUUUAAUAGAACAUGGCUUCAGCAACUCUGUUUUCAUUGUUCCUGGAAUAAUUAUUUUUGCUUUAUCAGCAUUUUGUGGCUACAAGCUUUUCCUCUGUUUAUCAGAGCGAGAGAAAAAACGUGAAGAGAAGAAAAGACUUAAACAAAAGAAAAAAAAGUAGACAUGAAAUUACACUUAAAGGAGGUGAUAUAGGAAUAAAUGCUGUGACGAAAUUGUAUAUAACAAAUGGUAACAUUUUCUGUCCCUUUUUAAAUGGUUGUUUCAUUGUUAAUUUAAUUUAUAAGACUUAACACCAAUCAAGGUGAUAUUUUGCACAGUAAUUAAUUUCUUUUACCACCUGAUGUUUGGUUCUAGUUUUAAGUUAUUUAUUGUUUGUCUUAUUUGAAUCUACAUAUAUGGUAAUGUACCGUACCAUAAAACUUGUUAAGUUUUAGAUGGUUUUAACACUGUGAUGGUUAAAAGUAAAGUCUUCAAAAGUUUAUUUUUGUGUGAAAACAUGGUUUAUUUUUAUGCUACUGUAACGUUUGUGUGAAUAUUUUCUUAAUUGGAAUUUUCUUCAUAACUUUAAUAAACCACAGAAAUGUUUUAAAAUAGCAUUUUAAAGUUAGGGUAAGGAAUAGUACAACAUAGGGGUUAAUCUAUAAAAUUACUGUAUUUUUCAUUACAUUAGUAUGCUGAUAUAAGCAGCCUAUGUUUUGGAUUAUGAUUAAUUACUAUUUUCCAUAGUCUUAAGUGAUUUUGCUAUCACUUUUGUAGAUCUUCAUUAUGUUACAUAACUUGUUAUCUGUGAUAAUAGUAUUUUCAUUAUCUUUAAUAUAUAAAGUAUUAACAAGCUGCAACAGUUAAAAUGUAUUUUUGGAAACUGCCAUUAGAAUUAAAUAGUGACUGUAAGUAUGGACAAAAAAAUUUAUACAUCUAUGUAUUAAUUUUCAUUCCAUGAAAUUUUGUUGUUUUGUUGUGUUAUCAAUACAGUAUGUAUGUUGAAUAUUAAAUAAAACCUGCCAAUUAAGUUUUUAAA